Molecule: messenger RNA, 2455 nt
Organism: Caenorhabditis sp. 36 PRJEB53466
Lineage: Eukaryota; Metazoa; Nematoda; Chromadorea; Rhabditida; Rhabditidae
Source: the annotation of a GenBank genome assembly
AUGGUGAGUUUUAAAGCCGUACUGUAGGCAAAGUAGUUCCCCAAAUUAAGAAGCCUUGUCGUUCGACAUCUGCGAGAGUUUUGCGGGACUGAGAAAAACCACGUGUCCUUCUUUCAAGUUUAACCAAGUUUUAUCGUUUUCUUUUUUCGCGGUGAUUCUGCAAAAUGAGACACUGUCUGUAUUGGUGUGAUAAGAAUAGAACUAGACGAUCAAGAUUUCUAUCUUUCCAACUUUCAAUUCCUUUCGUUGUUUACGACAAUUCAAACUACGAUUCGAAAUGGUAAAUGGAAUAACAAAAUCAGUCAAACAGUCAAAACAAAUUGUAUUGAGUUUAAAGAUUAACAUUUUUCAGAGCAACUGGAACAUUGAGUACCUGAAGCCGACCCUUCUGAACCCGGUCCCGUCGGACAUUGCCAUCUCGAGAGCCCAACCACCGAAGGAUAUUGAAAAGGUACUAGAAAUCACGCUGCUAAUUCGCCGCAACACUCUACAUGUAGGUUGCCGGUGAAAUCGGAAUCCAUCCGGACGAGCUCGAUUUGUACGGCCGCAAGAAGGCCAAAGUCUCUCUUGACAUCCUCGAAAGACUCAAUGAGGUAAAGAAUGGGAAGUACGUCGUGGUCGCUGGAAUCACUCCAACGCCACUUGGAGAAGGAAAGUCGACAACCACAAUUGGACUCGUCCAAGCGCUCGGAGCCCAUUUGCACAAAAAUGUGUUUGCCUGUGUUCGUCAGCCAUCGCAAGGUCCAACCUUCGGAAUCAAAGGAGGAGCUGCAGGAGGAGGAUACUCUCAGGUCAUUCCGAUGGAGGAGUUCAACUUACAUCUGACUGGAGACAUCCAUGCAAUAACUGCAGCCAACAAUCUUCUGGCGGCUGCUAUUGACGCCAGAAUGUUCCAUGAGAACACUCAAACCACCGAAGCUCUGUUCAAUAGGCUUUGCCCAAAGAACAAACAAGGUACGCUCAUGAGUACAUAUAAAUCAAUGUUAAUUGGAUAUUUCCAGGCGUUCGCCCACUUUCCGAGAUCCAACUGCGUCGUCUCGAUCGUCUCGGGAUUCCGCGUGUCACCGAUGCCGAGGAUCUAGAUGCUGACCAGAGAGCGCAGUUUGCUCGUCUCAACAUCGACGCGCCCACCAUCACCUGGAACCGUGUUCUCGACACCAAUGACCGGUUCCUGAGGAAAAUUGAAAUUGGACUGGGACCAAACGAGAAAGGACAAACUCGCACGACUCAGUUCGAUAUCACUGUGGCCAGUGAGGUUUGUACGGAUUCUAUUUAUUAAUUCAAAAUCGUUUUUCCUGCAGUUGAUGGCCAUUCUGGCGCUUACCACGUCUCUCGGAGACAUGCAAAAGAGAAUCGCGAAGAUCGUCAUUGGUUCCGACAAGGCCGGAAAACCGGUCACCGCUGACGAUGUCGGAGUCACCGACGCUUUGACCGUGCUCAUGAGAGACACUGUUCGUCCUAAUUUGAUGCAAACACUAGAAGGAACCCCAGUCUUUGUUCAUGCCGGACCGUUCGCCAACAUUGCUCACGGACAAAGCAGUAUCCUCGCUGACAAGGUCGCUCUAAAACUUGUCGGUCCGGAAGGAUUUGUGAUCACGGAGGCGGGCUUCGGAGCUGACAUUGGAAUGGAGAAGUUCUUCAAUAUCAAAUGUCGCUACUCGGGACUUCAACCUUCUGCCGUCGUGCUCGUGGCCACCGUCCGUGCUCUCAAGAUGCAUGGAGGGGGUCCAGCUGUCGUCGCCGGGGCUCCACUGAAGCACGAAUAUCUCGACGAGAACAUUCCACUUGUCGAGGGUGGAUGUGAUUCCAACUUGAGAAAGCAGAUCGAGAACUCUAACAAGUUCGGAAUCCCUGUCAUUGUCUGCGUCAACAAAUUCGCUACUGACACUGACAAGGAAUUGGAAUUGGUUUGUUCCAAGGCCAAGGCCUACGGAGCGUUCGACGCUGUCGUCUCGGAACACUGGUCCCAGGGAGGAGCCGGAGCUAUCGCCCUUGCCAAUGCUCUUGUCACUGCCACUUCUGGACCCACCAAGCAAUUCAAGUUCCUCUACGACUUGGAUCUCUCUUUGGAGGACAAAAUCGCCACAAUUGCUAAGGAAAUCUAUGGCGCUGAUGGUAUCGAGCUCUCGGCAGAAGCCAAGGAGAAGUUGGAGCGAUACACCAAGCAGGGAUUCUCAAAGUUGCCAAUCUGUAUGGCCAAGACUCAUCUCUCACUUUCAUCGGACCCAUCAAAGAAAGGAGCUCCAACUGGUUGGUUUCUGAGAGCAUUUCCUUUACUCAUUGUUCAAAUUCAGGCUUCACCCUACCGAUUCGUGACGUGCGUGCCUCCGUCGGAGCCGGAUUCAUCUACCCGUUGGUUGGUGAGAUGACUACUAUGCCAGGACUCAACACCCGCCCAUGCUUCUACGAUAUCACUAUCGACCCGAUCACCGAGAUCAUUGAUGGACUGUUCUAA